Messenger RNA from Daphnia carinata, 1980 nucleotides. RefSeq names its product importin subunit alpha-3-like (gene Kap-alpha3). Gene Ontology annotation, biological process: NLS-bearing protein import into nucleus. NCBI's taxonomy places the organism in Eukaryota, Metazoa, Arthropoda, Branchiopoda, Diplostraca, Daphniidae. Gene Ontology annotation, cellular component: nucleoplasm; nucleus; cytoplasm. The record is from RefSeq and is a predicted model, not a curated record. Gene Ontology annotation, molecular function: nuclear import signal receptor activity; protein binding.
GGCUUAGGCUUGUAUCGUAUCGCCCAUGAUGAUGGUCGUGUAAUUCGGUGUUGAAAGUUUUUGUCUUUGGUUUUUAUAUUCAUCGUAAUUGUUAUAAAAUCUUUCGAAGUGGUUGUGGAACUGUUUUCAAGUUUUAUGUACUGAAUUCAGCCAUGGCGUCACACGAUAAUAAUGCGAAAGGACGUUUGCAAACUUACAAGAAUCAGGGCAAAGACGUGGAGGAGAUGAGGAGAAGGAGAAAUGAAGUUACAGUAGAACUGAGGAAAAACAAGAGAGAAGAAACUCUUCUCAAGAAACGGAAUGUGCCUAAUACUGACUCUACAGAUGAGGAUGAAGCAGAGAGAGGCCUUUCGUUGGCGGGACUAGAACAGAUAGUUGCUAAUGCAUCCAGUCCAGACCCUGACAUUCAAUUAGCAGCAGUGCAAGCGGCUAGAAAGCUCUUAUCGUCGGAUCGUAACCCACCGAUUGAUGCACUUAUUCAAAGCGGGGUUCUACCAGUAUUUGUUAAAUGCCUAGAACGCCAAGACAAUGCCGCACUUCAGUUCGAGGCAGCUUGGGCAUUAACAAACAUUGCUUCUGGAACAUCUGCCCAGACUCAAGCGGUAGUGGAAGCCAACGCAGUUCCCUUGUUUCUCAUGUUACUACAUUCACCUCAUCCAAAUGUCUGCGAACAAGCUGUAUGGGCACUGGGAAAUAUCAUAGGCGAUGGUCCACAUCUGCGAGACUAUGUUAUUAGUUUGGGAGUAGUGCCCAUCUUACUGAGUUUUGUGACAGACACGAUACCCAUAAGCUUCCUUCGUAACGUGGCAUGGGUAAUCGUGAACCUCUGCCGCAACAAAGACCCCCCACCGCAUGUCGAUACCAUUCGAGAACUGCUGCCAGCUCUUAAUACCCUCAUCCAUCAUACUGACACCAACAUUUUAGUUGACACAGUUUGGGCUCUUAGUUAUUUGACCGACGGUGGAAAUGAGCAAAUUCAAAUGGUUAUCGAUAAUGGUGUGGUGCCAAGCCUGGUGCCUCUUCUUUCACAUAAAGAUGUCAAGGUUCAAACGGCUGCACUGAGGGCAGUAGGCAACAUCGUCACCGGUACCGAUGCACAAACUCAGUGUGUGUUGAAUUGCGAUGCGCUAGCUCACUUUCAAACCCUUUUAAAUCACCAUAAAGAGAAAAUCAAUAAGGAAGCAUUGUGGUUCCUUUCUAACGUUACUGCGGGAAAUCAGCAGCAAGUACAAGCUGUAAUCGAUGCUGGUCUAGUUCCUUUGAUAGUUCAACAUUUGUCAAGGGGAGAAUUUCAGACACAAAAGGAAGCUGCGUGGGCUGUAACCAAUUUGACGAUCAGUGGGCGUAAACAGCAAGUGGCUUAUCUAGUUCAAUGUGGCGUUAUAUCUCCAUUUUCAUCUCUUCUGUCAUGUAAAGAUCCUCAGGUUAUUCAAGUUGUUUUGGACGGCAUUUCUAAUGUUCUGCGUAUGGCUGCACCGGGUCCGGAAAGAGAUUCUGUUGCGACUUUAAUAGAGGAAUGCGGAGGACUUGAUAAGAUCGAGACGUUGCAGAAUCACGAAAAUGUUGACAUUUAUAAAUUGGCUUAUGAUAUCAUUGAGCAGUACUUCUCUGAAGAGGUGGCUGAAGAUCCGAAUCUUGUUCCAGAAGCUAGUGAUGAUGGAUUUCAAUUUGAUGCUAAUCCCGGCGUCCCCAAAGAAGGAUUCCAGUUCUAAAUCAAUGGUAAAGGAGUAUCUACACAAGAAUGGAGUAAAAUAUCGGGGAAAAGAUCGGGGAAAUCUUGGAAAUCGUGGAGGAUAUGGGAGAACUGUUCUUUUGGCAAUUUAGAAUGUAGACUUCUGUUGUGUUUUCCCAAUAAUCUUAUUUUUGGUUCUAUUUUUCCAAGUCACUUAACUUCAACAGCUUCCCCAACAGUUAACUAGUUCUCUUAGAUUCAAUCAUGCCAAGUGACAAAACUUUUUUCAAUCAACCUUGUUUAUCAGG